AUGUUCGACCCCGCGGGACCCCCGGCCGCCGGCUACAGCGAGCACUGCUGCCUGCACCCACCCCACGGACCCGCCCCCGCCGCCCCGGGACCACCAGGACUUGAUUUCCCCGUGUGCCAUCAGCCCGGGCACCGUGGCUAUGGGCUGGCACCAGGAGCUGAACUCGCUGCUGACGGCUCCCGGUUCUCCACGCCCCGCGGCGCGGGGAAGCUGGGGAAGAAGCGGGCACUGUCCAUCUCCCCGCUGUCCGACUCCAGCAUCGACCUGCAGACCGUGAUCCGCACCUCUCCCAACUCCCUCGUGGCCUUCAUCAACUCCCGCUGUGCCUCGGCUGGGGGCUCCUACGGGCACCUCUCCAUCAGCACCAUCAGCCCGUCCCUGGGGUACCAGAGCCCACCUGGGCAGCAGAAGGGCCAAGGCCACCUGUACACGCCACCCCCACAGUGCAGCUCCCACGAGCUGCCCCCGCGCCCGGGGCUGCUGCAGCACCCGCCCCGUGGGACCCUGAAACACUGCCAGCAGCUGAAGCUGGAGUGGAGCCUGAGCAGCCCCCUGAGUGCCAAAUUCCCAGAGGAGCGAUCUGAGGGUGACAUCUCCAGCCCAGCGUCCACGGGCACCCAGGACCCCUUGCUGGGCAUGCUGGAUGUUCGGGAAGAGCUGGAGAAGGAGGAUGGGAAACCCGAGUGUGAGGCUGUGUAUGAGACCAACUGCUACUGGGACGGCUGUGCCAAGGAGUUUGACACACAGGAGCAGCUGGUGCACCACAUCAACAACGAGCACAUCCACGGGGAGAAGAAGGAGUUUGUGUGCCACUGGGCAGCGUGUUCCCGGGAGCAGAGGCCCUUCAAGGCUCAGUACAUGCUGGUGGUGCACAUGCGGCGGCACACGGGCGAGAAACCUCACAAGUGCACGUUCGAGGGCUGUAACAAGGCCUAUUCCCGCCUGGAGAACCUCAAGACCCACCUGCGCUCACACACGGGUGAGAAACCCUACGUGUGUGAGCACGAGGGCUGCAACAAGGCCUUUUCCAACGCCUCCGACCGCGCCAAGCACCAAAACCGCACCCACUCCAACGAGAAGCCGUACGUGUGCAAAAUUCCCGGCUGCACCAAGCGCUACACGGACCCCAGCUCCCUGCGGAAACACGUCAAGACCGUGCACGGCCCCGACGCCCACGUCACCAAAAAGCACCGAGGGGACGUGGGGCCAGGCCGGGCACUGCCCACCCCCAGUGCCCCCCCGGACAUGAAACAGGAGAAGGACGCAAACGGCCCCAGCGAGGCUCGGAAGGACGAUGGGAAACUCCUGGUGCCUGAGCUGGCCUUGAAGCCUCAGCCCAGCCCGGGUGGGCAAUCCUCGUGCAGCAGCGACCACUCACCCCUGGGCAGCACCACCAACAACGACAGUGGCGUGGAGAUGGCAGGAAACGCCGGCGGCAGCUACGAGGACCUGUCCACGCUGGAGGACGUGGUGCCCGGGGAGCCCAUGGGCACCUCGGGGCUCAUGGCUCUCCACAAACUGGAAAACCUUCGCAUCGACAAACUGAAGCAGCUGAGGAAACCGGCAGCUUCCAAGGGCCUGAACCUGCCGCCCAUCCCCGGAGCCGGCCUGCCCGGGGACGUUCCCGGUCUCCCGGUGCCGCCGCCAGCCUCGCACCGGCGCAUCGCGGAGCUGUCGGCAGCAGAGCUGGGCCUGGUGGCCCUGGGCGAGCGCCGGAGCAGCGGCACCAGCACCGUCAGCUCCGCCUACACCGUCAGCCGCCGCUCGUCGCUGGUGUCCCCGUACCUGGCGGGGCCGUGCCCGGGCGGCGAGGCCGGAGCGAUGCCCGGCGGGCCGUGCCCGGCGGACGGCUACGAUCCCAUCUCUCCGGACGAGUCGCGGCGUUCCGGCGACGCCGGUGUUUGCGGGGGGCUGCCGGGGGUGGGCAGCCUCACCCCGGCUCAGCGGUACCGCCUCAAGGCCAAAUACGCCGCAGCCACGGGCGGGCCCCCGCCGACCCCCCUGCCCGGCGUGGAGCAGGUGGCCGCGGGUGGCCACGGUGCCGUGCCCGGUGCUUACCCCGCUCCUGCCGGCCCUCGCUGCGUCGCCAACGGCUUGGUGAGAAGGCACAGCUCCAACGAGCACCCCGGCUACCCGGGCGGCGUCCCUGCUCACCUGGUGCCCCGGCACGGCGCGCGACGGGCAAGCGACCCCGCUCGGACGGUGGCCAAGCCUCCGGCAGUGCCCAGGGUGCAGAGGUUUAAGAGCGUGGGGAAUGUGAGCGUGCCAGGCGCGGGCAGGACAGCGCUGCAGCCCCUGGGCGGCUCCGAGGCCAACCUGCAGCGCCACGGCUUCUCCCCACGGCCCCCCAGCAUCACCGAGAAUGUCUUCCUGGAGAGCAUGGGGGGCCCCGAGUCCGGCCUGCUGGAGAUGGAUCAGUACCUGAGCUAUCCCGAGGAAAGCUUCCCGUGCCAGGGCACCGGUGUGGAGCUCCAGGGUGGCAUCUACGGUGCUCCCCGGACCGUGGUGGGGACGCACGGGGACGUGGAGGAGGGGCUCCUGCAGCCCGAGUUCUCCCUCCCGCAGUGCCAGAUGAACCAGCGCUUCCCCAGUUUGCCUGCCGGGAACGGGGCCCUGCCGGCGCCCUGGGAUGGAUCCCCCCAGGGCACGCUGGAGAUGAGCUCCAGGCAAAGCCUCGGAGCUGCAGCUCCCGCCAUGUCCGGGCCACACUGUCCCCAUCAAAGCGUCGAGUACCCCCACCCCAGCGCCUGCGGGCAGCAUCCCAAACUGCUGAGCUCGUGCCAGGACGCCGAAUUUUCCGGGGGGCACCGGUUUAACCGACUCCAGAUCAAAUCCGAGCAGCGAUACCCAGCUCCGAGCCCAGCACUUGCUCCCUGCCCCGUCGCCAAACUGGGCGGGCCCGCAGCGUCCCCCGCUGCCUUCGGCCACGCCAUGGAGCUGGGGCCGGGCGGGUUCCCCCCCGCGGGACCGGUACCGGGCGGGUACAUGGGCAUCGCCAGCCCGGGCGGCCGCAGAGCCCAGACCCCCACCCUGCAGACCAAAGAGGUGAUGGUCAGGAACUACGUGGAGGCGCAGCAGGCGCUGAUGUGGGGGGAGCAGCCCCACCUCAAGGGGAGCGCGGCUGCCGUGGGGCCGGGCAGUGAGCCCGGGCAGUGCCAGGCCGUGCCGUACCUCAGCCCCAGGUACUGCGGUUACCAACCCAAACCGGAUCAUCUGCAGAGCCUGGCGGAGCCCCAGCACCUCCUGAGUCCCCCCUGCUUCAACCCCGAGAUGAUCCCGCACCCUCCAGGUGGCCCGAAACCACCGGGUCACCAAGCCAGCCUGAGCUACCCGGGCAGCCUGGCACAGCCCGGGCACGGCUACGAGGGGGUGGACGCCGGUGCCCGGCGCCUGCCGCGCUUGCCCCCCGCCCGCCUCGCCCCCGAGGGGCCCGGGAACCUCCCCCUGUACUACCCGGGCCAGGGGGGCAAAGGUGGGCACAAGCUGCCGGGCCAGGGGGCAGCGAGCUGCGGGGGGACCGGGCACUACGGCCCAGAGGGACUCAAGGGCACCUCCUGUUACUACCUGGACUCGGGCGAGCAGGUGGCCAACAGCCUGGACUCGCUGGACCUGGAGAACACGCACCUUGACUUCGCUGCCAUCGUGGAGGACGUGGAGACCCCCGCAGCACUGCCUGGACCCCCCAGCCCGGCCGGGGGGCUCCUGCUGCCCUCGGCUGGGGGGGCAAACAUGGCAGUGGGGGACAUGAGCUCCAUGCUGAGCACGUUGGCAGGGGAGAGCCACUUCCUCAACUCCCUGUCCUAA
Molecule: messenger RNA, 3804 nt
Organism: Pseudopodoces humilis (Tibetan ground-tit)
Lineage: Eukaryota; Metazoa; Chordata; Aves; Passeriformes; Paridae
Gene: GLI1
Product: GLI family zinc finger 1
Biological process (GO): regulation of transcription by RNA polymerase II; smoothened signaling pathway
Cellular component (GO): nucleus
Molecular function (GO): DNA-binding transcription factor activity, RNA polymerase II-specific; RNA polymerase II cis-regulatory region sequence-specific DNA binding
Source: RefSeq, a predicted model, not a curated record